Camelina sativa (false flax) is the source of this 1940-nucleotide messenger RNA. Its product is annotated as glutathione reductase, cytosolic. The record is from RefSeq and is a predicted model, not a curated record. Gene Ontology annotation, molecular function: NADP binding; flavin adenine dinucleotide binding; glutathione-disulfide reductase (NADPH) activity. Gene Ontology annotation, biological process: cell redox homeostasis; cellular response to oxidative stress; glutathione metabolic process. Lineage: Eukaryota; Viridiplantae; Streptophyta; Magnoliopsida; Brassicales; Brassicaceae. Gene Ontology annotation, cellular component: mitochondrion; cytosol.
ACUUACACUACAUAAACCAACACAAUCAUUUGGUUUAUUUGGCUCGUCACCGUAUCUGUGUGUUCUUUCUUUCUCCUCCUCUUUGGAUCUUUUUAUUAGUGUUCUCUUCUUACUCCAUCGCUUUAAGGUACACUUCUCUCCACUGCGUCUUCUUCUUUGAGAUUCAUAAAACGGUUUCAUCAUCAUCAUCAUACACAACCUCGUCUCGAUCGGUUUGGAUUUGUGAUUUUAUACAAUUAUGGCGAGGAAGAUGCUUGUUGAUGGAGAGGUUGAUAAAGCGACGGCUGAGGAAGCAAUCUAUGAUUUCGAUUUGUUUGUAAUCGGUGCCGGGAGUGGUGGUGUUCGUGCUGCUAGGUUUUCGGCUAAUCAAGGCGCUAAGGUGGGUAUUUGUGAGCUUCCAUUUCACCCUAUUAGCUCUGAGGAGAUUGGAGGAGUUGGUGGAACCUGUGUUAUUCGUGGUUGUGUUCCCAAAAAGAUUCUGGUUUAUGGGGCAACUUACGGUGGUGAACUUGAGGAUGCUAAAAACUACGGGUGGGAAAUAAAUGAGAAUGUUGACUUCACAUGGAAGAAGCUUUUGCAAAAGAAGACUGAUGAGAUACUAAGACUGAAUAAUAUUUACAAGCGGCUAUUGGCAAAUGCUGCGGUGAAAUUGUAUGAAGGUGAAGGCAGAAUAGUCGGUCCCAAUGAUGUGGAGGUGAGACAAAUAGAUGGCACGAAAAUAAGCUAUACCGCAAAGCACAUAUUGAUUGCCACUGGCAGUCGGGCACAAAAGCCUAAUAUUCCUGGACAUGAGCUGGCUAUUACAUCAGAUGAAGCUUUAAGCUUGGAAGAAUUUCCUAAGCGUGCUGUUGUGCUUGGAGGAGGGUACAUUGCUGUGGAGUUUGCAUCAAUAUGGCGUGGAAUGGGAGCUACAGUAGAUUUAUUCUUCAGGAAGGAACUUCCAUUAAGGGGGUUUGAUGACGAAAUGAGGGCACUAGUUGCUAGAAAUCUUGAAGGAAGGGGCAUUAGUCUGCAUCCGCAAACAAGUUUGACUCAGUUGAUAAAAACAGAUGAUGGGAUCAAAGUCAUAUCGUCUCAUGGAGAAGAAUUUGUGGCAGAUGUCGUACUUUUUGCUACUGGCAGGAAUCCUAAUACCAAGAGAUUAAAUUUAGAAGCUGUUGGUGUUGAACUUGAUCAGGCUGGAGCUGUGAAGGUUGAUGAGUACUCACGCACUAACAUACCAAGCAUAUGGGCUGUGGGAGAUGCCACAAACCGAAUUAACCUUACACCUGUAGCGUUAAUGGAGGCCAGCUGCUUCGCGAACACUGUCUUUGGUGGGAAGCCUACUAAAGCAGACUACAGCAACGUUGCCUGUGCUGUAUUUUGCAUACCACCACUAGCUGUGGUGGGUCUCAGCGAAGAAGAAGCAGUGGAACAAGCAACCGGUGAUAUUCUGGUUUUCACCUCAGGCUUUAAUCCCAUGAAGAACACCAUCUCUGGACGGCAGGAAAAGACAUUGAUGAAACUAAUAGUUGAUGAGAAGACUGAUAAGGUUAUUGGAGCAUCCAUGUGCGGUCCUGAUGCAGCUGAAAUCAUGCAGGGGAUUGCAAUUGCGCUCAAGUGUGGAGCAACUAAAGCACAAUUCGACAGCACGGUUGGGAUACAUCCAUCUUCUGCAGAGGAAUUUGUGACAAUGCGCAGUGUGACCAGACGCAUUGCCUACAAAGCCAAACCUAAGACGAAUUUAUGAACCGCAAAAAUCUAAAGAGACAAUAGCAGGAAAACUCGGUAUACUUAGUUUGAUCAGAGCGUCAGACAAAAACAUGAGUUUCCUCAUACUCAUGUCCCCAAUAAAUGAUUUGUAUUUUUUGUUUGUUUGUUGAGGUUUCUCUUCACCUACUUAACUUGAGAAAACACAACUUCUUUUCUUAUCGCUAGUGGAACUUAUAAUUAUCUCGAAA